AUGUCAGAAAUAAACCAUGAAGGAGACAACAAUGGACUGGCUGGCCCAUCUUCCCCUCAGGAGACUCAAGCACCAUCUGAUAAUGCACCUCCCAGAACCAAAACAACGCCUCAGCCUAAAAAAUCAAAGAAACAAAGGAAACCACAAACAGAAGAAGAAUAUGCCCAACAACUAGAGCUAUGGGAGAAAUCAGGACCAACUAUAAAUGAUGACACUUGGUUGUUUAAAGAUCUAGAUUUAUUAGAUUCAAAUAAGAAAAUUGAUCGAGUUAAGAUAUUACAUGCAUGUGAACGGAUGUAUUAUGAAUCAAAUUGGAAGCGAUGUUUGGAAUUGAUAGAGAUUGGUGAAAAGGUCUUUGAGGUGGAUUUGGAUGAAGUUGGGCAAGAAUUAAAGGAGGGGUUGGAUAAACAAAGAAAGCGGGUUAGAAAGAGUGCAAAGUUAGAAAGACAUGUUGUGGAUUUAUACAAUAUCAAAACAAGGUGUCUCGAACGGAUGCAAGAAAGUGAACAAUAA
Hemisphaericaspora subhashii is the source of this 513-nucleotide messenger RNA. RefSeq lists its product as uncharacterized. Lineage: Eukaryota; Fungi; Ascomycota; Pichiomycetes; Serinales; Debaryomycetaceae. The coding region runs from base 1 to 513 and encodes 170 amino acids. The record is from RefSeq and is a predicted model, not a curated record. The transcript has a single exon.